AUGCAGAUCUUCGUGAAGACCCUCACCGGCAAGACCAUCACCCUCGAGGUCGAGUCGAGCGACACGAUCGAGAACGUGAAGCAGAAGAUUCAGGACAAGGAGGGCAUCCCUCCUGAUCAGCAGCGUCUCAUCUUCGCCGGCAAGCAGCUCGAGGACGGCCGUACUCUUGCUGACUACAACAUCCAGAAGGAGUCCACCCUCCACCUCGUUCUUCGUCUGCGCGGCGGUAUGCAGAUCUUCGUCAAGACGCUGACCGGCAAGACUAUCACCCUCGAGGUCGAGUCCAGCGACACGAUCGAGAACGUCAAGCAAAAGAUUCAGGACAAGGAGGGUAUUCCUCCCGACCAGCAGCGCCUUAUCUUCGCCGGCAAGCAGCUCGAGGACGGCCGCACGCUCGCCGACUACAACAUCCAGAAGGAGUCCACCCUCCACCUCAUCUUCGUCAAGACCCUCACGGGUAAGACGAUCACCCUCGAGGUCGAGUCGUCCGACACGAUCGAGAACGUGAAGCAGAAGAUCCAGGACAAGGAGGGUAUCCCUCCUGACCAGCAGCGUCUCAUCUUCGCUGGCAAGCAGCUCGAGGACGGCCGUACUCUGGCCGACUACAACAUCCAGAAGGAGUCCACCCUCCACCUCGUCCUCCGCCUCCGCGGUGGCAACUAG
Acanthamoeba castellanii str. Neff is the source of this 663-nucleotide messenger RNA. Its product is annotated as polyubiquitin, putative. The record is from RefSeq and is a predicted model, not a curated record. Gene Ontology annotation, biological process: modification-dependent protein catabolic process; protein ubiquitination. NCBI's taxonomy places the organism in Eukaryota, Discosea, Longamoebia, Acanthamoebidae. The transcript is spliced from 2 exons. Gene Ontology annotation, cellular component: cytoplasm; nucleus. Gene Ontology annotation, molecular function: ubiquitin protein ligase binding; protein tag activity. Bases 1 to 663 code for a protein of 220 amino acids.